AUGAGAUUGCACGAAACAAUCCUGAGCAGUGGAGGGCCGUUGCCCUCUUCCUCCUCUACAGCUUCUGGACCCGGCGCUAUAACCCUCCACGACAUUCAAACCGGAACCUUGCUCGCGUCCUUCAAGCAGACUUCCUCUCGAGCGCACUCCCUGGCGGUGCUAGAAACGAAAGCAGCCGAAGGUGGCUUUGUACUUGCGCUGCAGGCCGAUAAACCGCUUUUGCAUGCGUAUAACUUCCAAAAGGACCAAAUCGCGUCCAAGAUUGUGUUACCUGAAAAACUCACAUGUAUAGCAGUUGACCCUCGAGGAUUCUGGUGUGCGGCGGGCACUGCACAGGGUCGGGUGUACAUAUGGGAGAUCGGCUCCGGGAUCAUGUACAAUGCGUGGGACGCUCACUAUCGCCAGGUCACCGUUUUGCGCUUCACGCACGACGGCGCUGCGCUCCUCUCCGGCAGCGAAGACUCGGGCGUGAGCGUCUGGUCCGUCGCGAGAUUGGUGGACGACGAUGCAAAGGAUGUGAUUCCGCUACCAGAACGCUCGCUCUCGGACCAUACACUACCGGUUACGGAUAUAUCAUGCGGCGUGGGUCCGUACCCGAAGUGCAGGGCCAUCACAGCGUCUGUUGAUCACUCGGUGAAGAUAUGGGAUUUGUCUUCGGGGACUUUGCUCACGACCUUCAGCUUCCCGAAACCAAUAUCGUGCCUCGCAUGGGAUUCGACUGAGCGCACAUUUUUCGCUGCAUCUGGAGAUAACACCAUAUAUCAGGUCAAUCUGUAUCGACAGCGAGAAGACCACAGGGUGGAAGCGGUCGGUGGGCUCGGCGCGAACGACGUUAUCCGUAUCGGAGAACCUGACGCGAAGGCAAAGCGAGAACGAUAUAUAGCCGUGGAGGAUCCUGUAACGGCGAUGACGAUCUCGCUCACGACGUCCUUCCUCCUGGUCGGCACCUCCACUGGCAAAAUUCACGUCUACGACGUGCCCUCCCACCAGCGCCUGCGCACUAUCUCGCCAUCCCUCUCCUCCGCCGCAGCUUCGACCGUGCCCCUCCCCAUCACGCACAUUCAGACAAUGCUACGUCCGGCGGACCUUAUCGGUCACGUCUCGUUAGACAUUGAUCCGAAAGCGAGCCAAGGCGCGGAAAUCGUGCCGCGCGUCGUGGCGCCGUUUCAGAGGACGAAGGAUGCGAAAGCGCGGGAGAGGCACGAGGUCAGCAUGAUUUUGCCCCCCAGCAUGAACGAAUGGUGCUCGAGCGAGGAGCUUCUCCGAGAUCAGGCAUUUUUCCUUCAACCGCAGUCGCAGGACAAGUCGUUGACCGGUGCGGUUGGUGCGAGCGAUAGCGCACGGGUGACGGAGUUAGAGGAGGAGGUACGAAGGUUGAAGGGCGAUUUGGGGAAGGCCAAGGCGCUCAACGACGAGAUGUGGGACAAAGUGGUCAAGAAGGUCGUGAAGCAGGCGAAAGAGCAGACGGGCGAAGACAAGAAGGGGGAAAGCGCGGAAGAGAGGAAAAGAAAGAGGACCCGCAGUUGA
This is a messenger RNA of Punctularia strigosozonata HHB-11173 SS5, 1527 nucleotides long. Its product is annotated as WD40 repeat-like protein. The transcript is spliced from 8 exons. The coding region runs from base 1 to 1527 and encodes 508 amino acids. Gene Ontology annotation, molecular function: protein binding. The record is from RefSeq and is a predicted model, not a curated record. Gene Ontology annotation, cellular component: nuclear pre-replicative complex. Gene Ontology annotation, biological process: DNA-templated DNA replication; rRNA processing. NCBI's taxonomy places the organism in Eukaryota, Fungi, Basidiomycota, Agaricomycetes, Corticiales, Punctulariaceae.